AUGCCAACAGAAAGUGUGGGUAGGAAUUACGAGCGGAAUCGUGAGAAUCGGGCCAGGAGACGACGCUUUAAGGGAUCCAAUGUGGAGUCGGUUCAUGAGGGCCUUGCCAAGACUCCUGCCGGUCUACGACGCUCACGGAUCGAUAUGCCCACUCGAAGUGCUAAAAGUAUCAACAAUCUGACCCAGCUUGAUAAGGAGAGCGGUGGAAAUCAGGGUAAUAAUGCUGGUGCCGGUGGGGGUGGUGGCUUAAUGCCCAUUUCACGAAUCAUCAAGUGGUACAGGAAUAUCUCGGCAACUCGAGAAUCAGCCCCACCAAUUACUUCGGGGAAAGUAGUAACUCUGGAUCAAAACCCGUCACCUCCACCGCAUCAACGAGCCAGCUAUGCGGGAAGAAAACAAGGGUAUACGGGCCCCUUAGGCCUGGGAGAAUAUGUGGAUUCCAUGGGCGGAGGUUUCGACGAAAUAGAUGUGGCAAAUGGAUCCCCUCAGGUGCCGAUAAAAUCCCGCUCACUCAUCGAUAUUUCAAUGUCGAAUUUGUGGGGAGAGGACGAAGAAGGCGACGCAGACGGAGAUGGUGACGGGACAGGGGGAAAUGGGAAUUACGAAGGAGGAAGUUGGGAGAAGGUACGGCGGCCUUCCAUGUCCCGGGAAAGGCGACCCAACCUCCUGACAACCAUAUCACGACUCCUUCCACUGUCUUCGACUCCUUCCAACCUCCUCCAAUUUAUGGACAGUCCCUCAACUUCUGUCAACAUCUACGAGAAUACGGAAAUUACCUUUUUUGGAAGUUUGGAGGAUCGUUGGUCUACGCCGGCUUUUGUGGUGACCACAUGCAGUCGCAUGCAAAGAGGCGACUUAUUCAAUGUCCAUUGCGUCUCCGAUUACCUGGCAGAGCUCAAAGUAACUGCCGAAUGGGUGAAGGGAGUGAAGAGUUCUUGCGAGAGUGAACUUCGAAAAUACAAGGCAGCUAGAAAAGGACGACACUCACGACGCUUGACUACUCAAGGCAACUCGCUGAAAUGUGAAUAUGAGGCCGAAUUGAAGGAACUCCAUGCCGAUUUUACCGCCUUUCUUCAGGCUUGCGAUGCUUUCAUGGCCAUAAUGAAGGAUGAACUUCGUGGCAACCCGGUGAGCGCAAUUUUGAUAGCCGGUCACAACGAGCGAUUGUUUUCACUGAAGAAUCUCCUACCAAUCACAAUGCCUUGUGCCUCAAAUGAGGCACAGAAGACUUCAGCCUACCGUAAAUUCCUUUGUGAAACUCCAGCUACUGCAACUUUUAGCGCCUUAUGCCAAGGUCAGGAGAGUCCCAUGGAGGUCUGCGCCUUCCUCUGUACUGACUGUCUUCUCCUUGCCUCCAAAUGCCGCCUCUUCAAGACUUCUACCGCCAGCAGCACUAGCAACACCAAGUGGAACGCUAGCUCAGGUGGUUUCACCGCCAUCAACAGCCCUCCACCACCCAACUGGACUCCAGGGGUCUUUGAAACUCUUGCCCGUUUCUCUCUCACUUUCCUUGGUGUCACCACUCCUAUUUCUGCUCCCUCUACCACUUCCUCUGCCGGCUGCGAGUUGGUGGGCGGAGGGCCGAUUAUCAAGUUGACACCGCCAGUGCUGUACUCCUCUUCCUCGGGCAUCUCCUCCGCGGCGAGCACGGAGGAGGAGAUGGAGGCGGGGAGUGAGAAUAGCUCCGCGGCGUCGGGUUGUGAGGAGGCGAGGCAGGGACUCAGUCUCUGGUGGCCCCCAGGCAAUCGAUGCCAGCUGGUAUUCAGUGAGGUGCGCUCUUUCAACGAGUGGCGUAACUAUCUCCAGACAUCUAUGGAACAAAUUCAGAGCUGUUUCGCGAAUCAAAUACUUCAAGUCAAAGUGGUGAACGGAAUUGCCCCCGAAAAAUGUGUCCACAAGUACCUUCCUCUGAGUCCCAGCAUCACCACCCGAGAGUUGAAAGAAAGGGCUUUAACGGCGUGGAAUAUUGGUUCCUUCCUCUCGCAAAUGACCCUAGAUCGAUCCAUGGAGAUUCAAAUAUUCGUAGUGCCUGGUGGAUCUAUCUUCAAAGCACUGUUGAAAGAGGCCAUACUCUUAUCGAAGCAGGUCGACGCCGAGGUAGCCGUUUCCUUUGUUGAUCCAAUUCGUGGCAGCUUGGAGCUCCCUCUUUCAGAUGAGGAUAGACCCUUCCUAUUAACGCUGUACGUGAUCACCCUGACCGGUGAAAAGGCAACUGACGAGGUGGUCGAUCUUUUUUCCACUGACCAGACGGACUGCAGCUUCACACCCCGAAACCUCGCCUUUCCUCUUACCCCAGAUCGAAUUCCGGUGAUCUUCACCAUUAGGGACAGCAAUAAUAGUAGCACAAGCAGUAAUGGUGUCGUCUGCUCUUUUCCCAUCUCUAUGGAUCACGACGCAUUCGAACCCCUCGCACACCUGGUGGAUCGCUCGAAAUCGAUCCUUAACCACGAUACAAACCGCACCCAUCGCACUCCCCACCUCCAUGGUCUGUCGCAGAGCUCGCACAAUCUCAGCCCUUCCUCUGGUGCUGCUGGCGGUGGUAGUGGUGGUGGUGGUGUCGGUGCCGGCGGAAAGGGUCGUUCUCGUUCACGUCUGCGUCUUUAUCUAUCUCGAAGCAGUAUGUUCGCCGCGGGAAAUGACAACGAGGAAGAUGAUAAGGACUCAUCUUCCCAACAGUUUGGCAUCUUUGGAAGGCUGCCGAAGGAGGCCUGGCCCGAUUGUCGGGUCUCCAUGUCUGUGAUGAGUCUCUUCGUGGUGAUCUUUUACAAGGGCAGCCUCACGGAGGGCAUCUUCCGUAGGUCGGUUCAGAUAUCGCAUUUGCAGGCACUGGUUCAACGCGUGGAUACCAAUGAGGAUCCCCUCAUGGCAGAGGAGUGCCCGCCCCUCCAUGCCGCCAACAUCCUCAAGAAGUAUUUCAAGGAAAUUCCUGGCCACCUCCUAAUUGACGAGAAGUGGGACGACUGGUGCAAAAUGACUACCCUGAAGACGGACGAGGAGAUUGCAAACUACGCAAAAAAGAUGCUGCGAGAGCUCCCUGACAUCAACCAAUCCCUACUUACUUUCCUCCUCUUCACCCUGGCUCAAAUACGAGUAAACCAGGAGUCCAACAAGAUGUCUGUGGACGCUCUGUCCACGGUGUGGGGUCCAAAUCUCCUCGAGCGUCCGAACGCUGCACCCAGCUUUGAGGACAGCGUAAUGUGCGUCGCCGUGGUGGCCUGCCUCCUUGGCCCCUUCACUGAUGCUUACUGUCUGCGCAGUUCUGAGUUCCGCCAAAAGCUCUCCGUUUUCUUCGACGAGAUCUGGGGCCAAAUGAUGCCACCUGGGGAGACGUCAACAAAGCCUCCACCCGAAGGAAUCAGCAUUCUGGAAUUACCUGAGCAGAAACCUAAGGAAAUCACGUCUUCGAAUGGUGCAUUGGGAAGUCCCAGAUCAGUGGAACCGCUACAGGCUAAGGACAAACGUAAUUCCUGGAUAGUUCGCUCCUCGAGUGCAGAAGAGCCUUCUGAAAUGACCUACGGUCUCAAACGUUACUUCCGAACCCUUAAGAAGGACUCCAAAUUCUCCAACAGCCAAGAAAGCGCUGACCUACCACCCCCCAUCCCCCCGCGCUACCGACACAAGAGCACCUCCAGCAAUUCUUUCGCUCCUAGCCCUGUCUCCCCCGCUGCCUGUACCACUUUUGCUCUGGCCACCUACAGCCCUCCACCUUUGCCGGCGCGCACCUUUGGUCUGCUCGAACAGAUUCCUCACACACAGAAUGAGCAACGCAGAAAGAUGGGUGUUGUGUCGAAGGACACGCUCUCCUCUGGCACUACUGUCGUUGACCGUAGACGCAGCUUCUCACGUCGCCGAAACCCCUCUCGCAGCCCUGUUCGCUCAUGCACCGUCAAUGGCAGCGACCAGAGUCUUCGCCCCUUGAUGAUUGGAGAUAUUUGUGAGGAUUAUGAAGGUCUAAAUCUUAUUCCAAAUGAUGUAGCUAUUGACCAACCGAAAUUAAAGUUGAAGGAAGUUGAAACUACCACUACCCUAAAGCGUUCUACCAGCGAUGUGGAUGUUCAUCCGAUGAACAAGCAGAUGACGGUUCGAAGGAAGUCACAGAAUUUGGAUUCGCCACAGUUCCUGGAGUACGGGACGGAGCCAGGAGGAAUGUGCUUCUUCUGGAACACGGUAGCCGCACGACGCAUGAGCUCUAGGAAUCAUCGAUGUGAGACACGUUGGACGUGUGGACUUUACACAGAAGUGGGGGGUAAAAAUGACUCAGUUGAUCCAAAUGCUUCAAAUGAUUUGGCUCCUCUUGCUCGACGUUUUACAGAGAAUGUCACCAUCGAUAGGUCCAAACCGACGGGCGUUCGACCACGUCCAACGGCAAUAUACCUUGAAGAUAAGUCGUGUCUGAUGUUUCCAGGCUUUCAGAAGACUUCUGCAGCUCCCGAAGUUCCAGCAGGCAUCUGUCGACGGAUCAGUUCUAUCUAUGAGCAAAAGAAGGUGAUGAACGAGACUGGAUUGAAGAACUGGAUGCUCCGUGGAAGUCUCGUGAGUCCCGAUCAGCUGAAUUCGACCAGUAGCGGAAGCACACAUUUGAGUCGGGGGAGCUCGCACGCUUCCACAGGCUCCAGCACCUCGACAACCCUGGGACCGAACUGA
This is a messenger RNA of Echinococcus granulosus, 4644 nucleotides long. RefSeq names its product Rho GTPase-activating protein 20. NCBI's taxonomy places the organism in Eukaryota, Metazoa, Platyhelminthes, Cestoda, Cyclophyllidea, Taeniidae. Gene Ontology annotation, molecular function: GTPase activator activity. The record is from RefSeq and is a predicted model, not a curated record. Gene Ontology annotation, biological process: signal transduction. The coding region runs from base 1 to 4644 and encodes 1547 amino acids. The transcript is spliced from 16 exons.